AUGGGUACUGCGUUCACUCUAGCCAGUCAGAGUGGCAAAUCAUCUACUGAGGCGACUCCUGCCGGCAAGAAGAGCAACUUCAAGGGCGUGGUCGUCGCUGUGAGCGGACUUGUCCCCGCAUACAAGCAUGAGGACAUUCAAGCCAUGGUCGAGGCGUGCGGUGCCAAAUUCGAGAAAAUGAAGAUCAAUGACUGCACUCACCUGAUCACGACCGCUGAGUGCUAUCGCAAGGCUACCGCGCCAUACAAGAUCAAGCAGGCGAAGCGGUUGUCAGACUGCAGCAUCGUCACAGUGGACUGGCUGUUACAGUCCAUCGAAGAGAAAACGCCGCUCGAUACCAAAGGAUUCUUGGUCAAGUCAUUGGGUCUCAAGCGUCCCGUCACGGGCACACCAGCUUGUCACAGGAAACGCAAGAGAGCCGGUGACGGAUUCACGGCAAUUGAGCAGCCAGGAAAGAUUGCCAAAGACCGGCUGAAAGCCAAUCACGACCGCCUGAAAAGGCUGGUCGAUAAGGCAAUCCAGGACACAGGGAACGGGGAUGUUCUGGUGUGGUUGGAUGAUGAAGACAUCGUCUACGAUGCGACCCUCUUGUCGACCGAGUCAUGUCUCGAGGACAAUAGUAGGGAAGAAUCCAUUACCGGGACAAUAGUCCGCCUCCAACUGGUCGUCGACAUGGCAGCAAGUACGUACCGUACUUGGCUUCGAGAAACAAAGUUGGUACGGAGUACUCAGUCCGGCAUACUCCAGUCCUUGAGUGACAGCACCACUGUUACUUCCAAGGGCGAUGGUCAGCUCUCAUCCGCAAUCGCAGAGUACCACUCUAAGUUUGAGGGCUUUACCGGUCAUGCCUGGGACCAGGCUUUCAAGGCUCCGUCGAAAAAGAAGAAUUUCAUCUUCGUCCAUCGUGCGGAUGCAAAUGACCAAGAAAAGCUAUCGGACCCCGAGUUGAAGGCCUUGGGCUUGAUCGUCCGUACAGCGCGUCCGAAAUUGGACGGAUUGCUUGCAGGCUACGUCAACAGACUCUUAGAGAAGCCGGGCAUUGCUGACCAUUUUUUGGAGACCGGUGUUGCGCUUGCUGACAUGAUAGCAAAAGUCUCCGAUGGAUCAAACAAAGAGAAGACAUCGCCCAAAGUCUGUGCUAAUGAUCUGAAAAGCUGCUUUGUAAGAAUCUUUGGCAAGGAGGGAGCUUCAUGUUCAAAAACUCUCGAAGCGGAGUCCAUUGAACAGACCAAGCAUGAAAUUGAGGGCCAGUUGAGUCUGCGGGCAAUUGAUAUCAGUUUGCCUGGUAGCCUAGUACCGAGCUCUUCAAGGUCAGCAUCUCCCGUCAUGGAUGAGAAUGCCUUCCGCUUUCUGCGUCUCAAGUCAAUGAAAAUGGUGGAGGCAGAUACGGAUGAGUACCUUCAUCUUGCGGGCUAUUACAACCACACUUAUCCGUUCCACACGAACGUUGCUCCUCGGAUCUUGAACAUCUACUCCAUCGAGCGAGAGGGUGAAGCUGAACGGUUUGCCCAAUGCAGAGCGGCGGCAAGUAAUAAGGACCAAAGCCAUCGACGAUUACUUUGGCAUGGCACACGUACAGAAAAUCUUCCCAGCAUUUUUCGCACCGGCUUGGUCUCGGGCCCAUCACGGGGCAUCUUCUUCGGUGAUUUCUCAGCAAAAUCCUUUGCUUAUUGCCGUCUUGCUCAUCCCAUGACGCAGGGAUUCAUGUUAUUGAAUGAAGUCGAGCUUGGUAAGUGUCUUCACUCGGAACGAGGCUUGUCCGUCCGUACGAAGUGGAAUACUCUGGUCUCAUAUCGACGGUAUCCUUUUGCCAAUGCCCAGUCCAAUUGGACUGAUGCCGCUUGUGUACGACCUGAUUUAGCAGGGGUUCAAAUACCGCUGCCACGGCCUGAGGAGAAGGAAAGAUGGGCAAGCAGAGGAUACACCGACGGUAGUAUUGAGUACAUUGUUCACAAUCCGGCUCAGGUGCGCCUGCGAUAUCUGUUCCACCUCACGCUCGAUCCACCGUCAAGUGGCUGA
Molecule: messenger RNA, 2019 nt
Organism: Penicillium diatomitis
Lineage: Eukaryota; Fungi; Ascomycota; Eurotiomycetes; Eurotiales; Aspergillaceae
Product: putative poly(ADP)-ribose polymerase PARP
Exons: 6
Coding region: 1-2019 (672 amino acids)
Molecular function (GO): NAD+ poly-ADP-ribosyltransferase activity
Source: RefSeq, a predicted model, not a curated record